AUGCAGCCCCAGCGACGCCGGCGUGAGUCCCUCACGCCGCAGCAGCUGCGUGAGUGGUACGCUGGUUGGGGCUGUAGGGGUGGCGACGCUACUCCUACUACCACUCCUGCUGCUUCUACUCGUGGUGGCGGCCAGAUGCAGCUCCCGCGACCCUCUCGCGUGUCUCUCACGCCUCGCCAGCUUCGUGAGUGGUACGCUCAGAGUGGAGGGUCUCUUAGUGCUGUUCGCUGCUCUUACGUGAUUCGCACUGGUACUCGGACUGGUCAGCCUUGUGGGACACGUAGUCAUACACCGUCCCGCUGCUUCGCCCGUCUGAGCGACGCCUGGCGUACCGUGUUUGGCGACGAGGCUGAGCUUCCCGACUGGGUGGAGUUGCUUAGGCAGAGGGUAGAUAUAUAUGCUCUUGACUAUGAUGCUAUUCUCACUGCCAUGUAUGCAUUGCCUACUAGUGCUGACCGUGCAGGUCACCUGUGCGUCCCGCCUGACCCAGGUAUAGGACCUGCUGCUCUAGCUACUGGUGAGGCUGCUGCUCUGGGUGCUAGUGAGUCUCCUGCUCCAGGUACAGGUGCGGCUGCUGCUCUAGGUGCUAGUGAGUCUGCUUCCUCAGGUGCGGGUGAGGCUGCGCUCUCAGGUACCGCGUUGGCUUCGGCCUCCCUCACCUUUACACUUGACUCUGGGGCUUCUCGCUCCUUCUUUCGGGACCGCACCACACUCACGCCGCUUGGUCGGCCGGUUGCAGUCUCCCUGGCUGACCCCUCUGGGGGUCCUGUCCUCGCUCACUUCUCCACUGUCCUCCCGUGUCCGGCUGCCCCCUCGGGCACCCUGUCUGGCCUGUACCUCCCCUCGUUCUCGACGAACUUGGUGAGUGGUGCAGACCUACAGGAUGCGGGGGUUCACCAGUUCACUCCUGCGAGUCAGCGGGUAGCAGCGUCGGGUCAGGUGUUUGCUGCUGCGUCCAGGACCUUCCUGUGUCCCCUGUGUCGAGGGUCGCCUCCGGGCUACUCCUCACUCCUCCCACUUCCCCCCGACAGAGGCUCCCCUGCAGACGCUUCACAUGGAUGUGUGGGGCCCAGCCCCCGUCCGUGGGCAGGAUUACGAGCGCUACUUCCUGUUGGUGGUUGA
Closterium sp. NIES-65 is the source of this 1122-nucleotide messenger RNA. NCBI's taxonomy places the organism in Eukaryota, Viridiplantae, Streptophyta, Zygnematophyceae, Desmidiales, Closteriaceae. The record is from the annotation of a GenBank genome assembly.